CCACGAGUACGGGCCCGUUUGAACGAGGGCUUCAAAGUUCAAAAUUCGGAGUUAGGCUUUAAGGGCUACAAGAAAGGGGAUCUGAAGUUCCCGCCUUCACUUCAAUUCACACAGAACCAUGGGGAAGAAGGUGAAGAAGCUGGAUACGGGAAACACCAUAUCGGGCCAUGGCUAUGGAGAAGCAGGGAGUCUCAAGGCGAACAUCACAAAAUCCGAAAACCCUAAGAAAAACGAGAAAAUGACAGUGAAGAUUCAAGUUCUGAGUCAAAGCGCACAAAAAAUUCCUCCGAUUGUAGGGUACUUUCCAUCUGGUUUCGAUCCGUUGAAGGAAAGUAUGGAGGACGACGAGACGGAGAACACCAGUGGACCGGUAAGCAGGGUUAGUUUGUUCAAAAACACAAAAAGGACCAAUAGGUUUCAGCUCGUCGUGAGCGGGUCUCAGGUGAAUUUCGUCGGUACAAAUUUUUCCGGCGAUGCCACGGCGGCGCAGAGCUGUAGCUACUCUAUUGGGGUGCUGGACAAGGAGACUCGGACGCUUAAGAUCGUUCCUAUUGCUGGCAACAUGGUAAAAUUGUUAUCUUUUUCGCGAGGACUAAAUCUGGACAAGAAGCUUGAAACACUACGUCAAGGUGUGAAUGCUGGUGGAGGAGAUCUUGUAAUAGAAGAGAGAAAACUCAUAAAUCAAGAUGCACUUGAAGAAGUUCCUUUCACGGAUGAUUAUGACCGGAAUAUCCCACCGUACGAUUUGGCUGCCACUACACCCGAGACAGCAUAUCCCCUGCACAAGAUCAUAUUCAAGGGAGAAUGGGAUUACCUUACAGAUAUCUUUGACCUUUCGGAAGCUGGAGAGCGCAUUAGUCCUGAUGCUUAUCCAAGCUUUGUUUGCAACAGAAUGCAUACUUUGGCUGACAUUAAGAGUGAAGAGGAGCGGCGAAAGCUGGCUGGAAUCUUUUCAUAUAUCACUCAUCUUAUCAAGUUCAAGGACAAACACUCCAUGGAUGGUUUUCAAUCUGCCAAGAAUCACAGAUUUCCUAAGAUGUUGUUCCAGAAGUUCUCUUCAAUGUUUUGUGUGCCAGAAUCCAAACGACUUCCCAAUGAAAAAGUUGAUCUCCUCAUCAGUUAUGUGCUCGUGCUUACACUAUAUGCUGACAACUUCCGCUCCAAUCCAUCCGACAUAGCCAAAGACCUUAGAACAAUAACUGGACAUUUAAGGCCUCGUCUUGAGUUGCUGGGUUGCAAUUUUGUUCGUGACGAGAAAAGAGGUCAUCUGGCCACCCUCUCUGUUCCCCUCACAUUCCCAACAGUAAAGAGGAAGAGAAAGCGAGGGUAGAUAUUUGGUGUUUUGUUUUUCUGUGCUCUAGAAAAACCAUCUAGAAAGUCAUGUAAGUGACAUUUAUUUUGAGAGAAUUGUUGCCAUGCAUGUGAGGGGAAGCUCUGUUUGGUUAAUGUUACCUUUCUACACAUAUUUGAGUUAGUAUCAACAACCAGGCUAGGGGUGCACCAAAAAAUGUACCCCAAUUUGUACUCCAAGAAAUACACUGAUAUUUU
This is a messenger RNA of Cuscuta campestris, 1548 nucleotides long. The record is from the annotation of a GenBank genome assembly. NCBI's taxonomy places the organism in Eukaryota, Viridiplantae, Streptophyta, Magnoliopsida, Solanales, Convolvulaceae.